This is a messenger RNA of Strongylocentrotus purpuratus (purple sea urchin), 1746 nucleotides long. Its product is annotated as cytochrome P450 2J6. The coding region runs from base 223 to 1725 and encodes 500 amino acids. The transcript has 7 exons. Gene Ontology annotation, molecular function: oxidoreductase activity, acting on paired donors, with incorporation or reduction of molecular oxygen, reduced flavin or flavoprotein as one donor, and incorporation of one atom of oxygen; iron ion binding; heme binding. NCBI's taxonomy places the organism in Eukaryota, Metazoa, Echinodermata, Echinoidea, Camarodonta, Strongylocentrotidae. The record is from RefSeq and is a predicted model, not a curated record. Gene Ontology annotation, biological process: xenobiotic metabolic process. Gene Ontology annotation, cellular component: intracellular membrane-bounded organelle; cytoplasm.
UGCACGGAAUACACGUCCUUCCUCUUUUAAACAAACAUUGCUAUUCAUUCUUCUCUGGCAAAUCGUUUUGAUAUAAUCGAAACAGCUACCGGCCGCCAUAAACUCAAAUGAUCACGGGACAGAAAAAUUCAGUAGUCGCUAACGAAAACGUACAUUAUUGUGUGUCAACAGUUUUCUUGAAUUAAGUGAAACAGACGCAUGCGUUUUUUUUCUCUGUAACGGAUGAUCAUGGACCUUUGGCAAGUAGAGCGUUCCUAUUUGCUGCUGACGGCUGUCAUUGCUCUAGUGGUCGCGUGGUUUAUGAAGCGAAUAAUAAACCGUCCUCGAAAUCUGCCGCCUGGGCCGAAUGGACUACCUCUCCUUGGUGUCGCUUUGAAGCUCAUCGGAUCCGACCUACUUGCUCUCUUUUCAUCAUGGGCCGACAAUUACGGGGAUAUUGUUUCGUUCAAUGUCGGACCGAAGUUGAUAGUUCUCCUGAAUUCUUACGAGGUCGUCGUCGAAGCCUUCCGAAAUCCGGACCUCCAGAAUCGACCUGGGAGUCAAAUCAUGAAGGAAAUAUCAGGAGGAGGGAAGAAUGGUGUACUGUUGUCCGUCGGAGAUACAUGGAGGGAACAACGGAAGUUCGUCCAUUCUGUCUUCCGGAGUCUCGGGGUCGGGAAGAAGAGCUACGAAGAUAUCGUUGCAAGAGAAAUGGACCAGCUUGGGUCCGCCAUCGAGGAGAAAAGGGGGACCCCCUUCGACCCCAACACAAUCUUCGGUCAGGCGGUGGCCAACAUCAUCUGCUCAAUCGUUUUAGGAACACAGUACAAAUACGACGACACAGAUUUCAAGCAUAUCAUAGAGCUGUUGAUAAGAAACAUUGAGUUGUUUGGUGGUGGCGCUUGGAUUUUUUUUCUCCCGUUGCCUGGCAUUUCGAAGAUUCCGUUUGGUGCAGUCAAAGCCCUCGUUUCCAACACCAGAGAACUGAACACCUUCGUCAGGACCAUGAUCAAAUCUCACGAGCUGAACCUUGACCCCGAGCACCCAAAAGACUUCAUUGAUCAGUAUCUCAACAAGUUAAAUGAAACAAAGGGAACAGAUUCAUCAUUUAGCCAGGCCAACCUAGAAGCGGCUAUCAAAGACCUGUUCUUUGCCGGGACCGACACGACAACAAACACGCUCAAUUGGUCUAUUCUCUUCAUGAUGGCACAUCCGGACAUCCAGUCACGUGUUCAGACCGAACUUGAUCAGGUGGUCGGACGACAUCGCCUCCCGAAGCUCGACGAUCGCAAGAAUCUCCCAUACACGAGUGCUGUAUUGAUGGAGGUCCAACGCAAGGGCGCUGUACUCGCGCUAGGCGUUCCCCACGUAGCAGCUGCUGACACACAGGUGAGAGGCUACACAAUCCCCAAGGGCGCCACCAUACUAUCCAACCUCUACAAGGUUCUGAACCGAGAGGACUUGUGGGGAGAUACUAACGACUUCAGACCUGAAAGAUUUCUCAGUAAAGACGGAGAGUUCAUCAAGAGAGAGGAAUUGAUAUUUUUUAGCAGCGGCCGUCGCAUGUGUCUGGGUGAGCAGCUAGCCAGGAUGGAAACCUACCUUGGUUUCACGAGUCUCCUGCAAAGAUUCACCUUCAAGAAACCAGACCAUACCCCACCGCUGUCUUUCGCCGGAGUCCUGGGGGGCACCAGGAACACCGUACCCUACGUCACCUGCGCCAUCCCACGAGAGACAAAGAUAUAGGCCUGUAAGGAGGAGGCGGGG